AUGGCAGUAGCCGUGAGCGACCGGUUCAGGGCGGACAGCGUGGGAGCCGAGGGCUGGUUCCGGGGGCUGGCCUGGGCCAGCGUCAUCUCAGUGUUUGCCAUGGUGGUCCUUGGAGGAGUGGUACGGGUUACCGAGUCGGGCCUGGGCUGCGGCGAUGACUGGCCACUUUGCUCUGGGCGGUGGCUGCCUGCGCUGGAAUCGAAGGCCAUUAUUGAGUAUUCUCACCGGGUGGCGGCAUCGUUCCUGGUGGGGCCGCUGAUAGCUGCCACGUUCAUCGGGGCGUGGCUGCGCUAUCGCAGGGUGGCGUGGAUUGUCUGGCCUGCGACGGCAGCCGUCGCACUGGUCAUCGUGCAGGCGCUAUUGGGCGCGGCGGCAGUGGUCACGGAGCUGUCGGCCCAUACAGUAAUGACCCACCUCGCCGUGGCCGAGCUGACGCUGGCCUGCUGUGUGCUGGUGCUGGUCAUGGCGUACCGAGGAGGCAGGCAGGCAGGGCCGCAGCCUUGGGCCGUGGGCAAGGCGCGGCUGUUUCCGCCGCUGUCGCUUGUGGCCGCGGGGGCACUGUUCGUGCUGCUGCUCUCCGGCUCCUACCUAACCAACACGGCGUCGGCCACCUGGGCAUGCCCGACUUGGCCACUGUGCACCAACGACUGGGGCGGGUUUUUCCCGGGGGGAAAGCUGGCGAUGAUACACAUGGCGCACCGGUGGGUGGCCCUGAUAGCCGGACUGGUGGUAAUGUAUGCGCUGCACCUAGGAAUCCGAAACUUUUCGACGGGCUCAGGGGAUAGGCAGCCGCCGCUGAUCCGGCUACUGUGUAUAUCGGCUCUGGCGCUGUUCGCAGCGCAGGCGCUGGCCGGGGCGGGAGUGAUCUGGUCCGGAUUCGGGCGCGACGUGGAACUCAGGGCGCUGCACCUGGCCCUGGCUUCGGGCAUGUGGGCCAUCGUGGCCGCGCUGGCGGUGCUCAGCUACUCGAAGGACCCGGGCCAACCCCGGGCCUCAGGACGAAAUGGCUGA
This is a messenger RNA of Geodia barretti, 1011 nucleotides long. The record is from the annotation of a GenBank genome assembly. Lineage: Eukaryota; Metazoa; Porifera; Demospongiae; Tetractinellida; Geodiidae.